CAUGUUGGCAGGAUGACCCAGAAAGCAGGCCUGACAUUCAAUAUGUUGAAACAAGGCUUAAUGGAAUGGUUUCAAGCUCAAAUAUAGUUGAUAAAGAGAAAAAUGACAAGCAACAAAAAAAUGAGGAUAGUAGUUCGUUCAGUCAUCCCAAUACUAUUUUAACAGAACCUACUAAUAUGAAAUUCAAAGUAAUUUAUAUUUUACAACAAAUCAUUUUACAGGACAUAACAGACAUACCAAUAGAAAGCUCAGAUUCUUCAAACAAUGGACAUAAAGAUAAUCAAUGGCAAACAAGUUUUAUUAAUUUUAAUAUUCAAUCAUUAGAAAAAAGAAAUGUUUACUCUGGAUAUGAUACAUUGGAUUAUGAAGCUCCCCAAACAUUUAAUAGUAAUGAUGGAGAAUUUAAAAUUGAACUACAAGAAAUUCCUUCACCACAAUUAUCCAAAUCAACAUCACCUCCUCCAAUUAGUCAAGACAGCAAAGAAACAAAGGAUGAGCCAAACAAUAGAAUAAUCAAUGAAGACAAAGAAAUUAUUGAUAAAUCUAAUGAUAAUUGGUUAGAAUGGCUAAAUGAGGCAAUUCAGAAUGAACAUAUUAAUUUUCAUGAAUAUAGUAGAUUUAAAAAUCUUCAAAAGAUUGGUGAUGGUGGUUCUGCAAAA
Messenger RNA from Entrophospora candida, 659 nucleotides. NCBI's taxonomy places the organism in Eukaryota, Fungi, Glomeromycota, Glomeromycetes, Entrophosporales, Entrophosporaceae. The record is from the annotation of a GenBank genome assembly.